CCGUCUGAACGACAUGCUGCGCGACCAGACGAUCCGCACGAAGAACGUGCGGCACCUCGUCCUCGACGAGGCGGAUCGCAUGCUCGAUAUGGGGUUCGAGCCGCAGCUGCGGGAGAUCGUCGACCAUUUGCCCGCAGACGGCGGCCGGCAGACCUUCAUGUUUUCGGCGACGUGGCCUUCGGAGGUGCGCAAGCUGGCGAUGGACUUUCUGGACGACCCGGUCCGGAUCAACGUUGGCGGGGAGGACGAGCUUGUCGCCGCUAAGUCGAUUGUGCAGCAGGUGCGGCUCUGCGACGCGCGCGGCGCCAAGCUGAUCGACUCUUCCGACCUGAUCGAGAAGAUGGAGGCGGCGAUGAAGGAGGAGGGCCACGGCAACGCGCGCUCCUCGCGCGCCUGCCACACCAUCGUCUUUGUCAACCGGAAGCGAGACGCGGAGAUGGUGGCCGAGUACAUCGAGCGCAACGUCGAGGGCGUGCGCGCCGAGUCGCUGCACGGCGAUUUGCUGCAGGGCCGGAGGGACCGGGUACGCGACAACGUCAAGAGCGGUCGCGCGCAGGUGCUCGUCGCCACGGACGUCGCGGCGCGCGGCCUGGCGACGCCAUCUCCUUCUUCCACCCGGAUGAGGACGCGGCCGUCGCCGGCAAGCUGGCGAAGGUGCUGCGGGACCAUGGGCAAGAGGUGUCCGAGGAGCUGCACGACCUCGUCAAGGCCAACUCGAGCCGCCGCUUCAGCACCCGCUCGUUCCGCGGCAACGGCGGGCAGCGCAACCGCCGCGGCGGAGGCUACCGCCGCGACGGCGGAGGCAACGGCGGCGCAGCCUACGCCACGC
Messenger RNA from Emiliania huxleyi CCMP1516, 829 nucleotides. RefSeq lists its product as hypothetical. The transcript has 11 exons. NCBI's taxonomy places the organism in Eukaryota, Haptophyta, Isochrysidales, Noelaerhabdaceae. The annotation marks the transcript as partial. Gene Ontology annotation, molecular function: ATP binding; RNA binding; RNA helicase activity. The record is from RefSeq and is a predicted model, not a curated record.